Durusdinium trenchii is the source of this 2578-nucleotide messenger RNA. NCBI's taxonomy places the organism in Eukaryota, Dinophyceae, Suessiales, Symbiodiniaceae. The record is from the annotation of a GenBank genome assembly.
UACGAUUGAUGUUCUAAAGCGGACGCUCCAGCCAUGGCAUCAUGUGGCGCGUCUCCUAUCUACCAGCGGCGGCUGCCCUGUGUGAGAACUUCGAGCCAUACUUUCCUUGGUCAGGCGAUGGGACGCGCAAGAUUGUUGGGAGAUCAUUGGGCGUUCAGAGAGUGGCGGUAGAAUUGUUACUGUUGGUCUUCUUUUGCAGAAAGAAAGGUUCCUGGUGCCAAAAAAGGCGAUCGAGCCUUUGAGCUGGUUGCUUGCGAUCCUUUGAGCCUUCUCCGUCCGUCUUGACAUCGCCUGCCUUCGUGCGUGUCGUUCUGCGGCUCAAGGGGACCAUCCUGUGCUCGUCGUUUGUGAAGGACCAUCCUCCCGCAGCGGUUUGGUCUCCAUGUCUCGUGGCCUCACGAGUGUGGCCUUAGGCCUGGUCUGUGGAGUUUCCUUCCUGGUGUCGCCUUUGAUGAUCUUCCGGGCGGAGUGGGUGGUGAGGACCACUGGCGCCCUGGCCCCCAACGAGAAGUUCCACCCCAUCGCCAAGCGCUUUUUGGUCGCCUUUGAGAUGACGGCGCUCUGCCUGGCCACCCUGGGCGCGCGUGCCUGCGCCUUCGGCACGGCUUCGGAACGUGUCUUUUGGACGAAGAUGAUUGCGGUGCCAUGCGCCUCCCUUUGCACCAGCUUGAGUGUCUUUGGAUAUGAGAAAGGCCAUCAAUUCUAUGGCAAGAAUGCAGGUGCCAAGGCCUUUGGAGUGAUGACAGCUUUGCUUCUUCUGGGAGGUGUGGUGUAUCCAGAACGUGACAUGUGAACCACUUGCUCACUUCUUGGUGAGCCCGUGAAACAAAAAGGCGCCUGGCUGCCGCCUUGCUGCAUGGCUGGUGGUGUCGCGACCUGCCACAAGAGUAGUUGUAUCAAGCAAUCUUCGAGCUCCACAACUGGCUGGCUACAGUCUAAAUCACAUAGGUCAUAGAUAGAUAUGAUAUGUCCUUGGGAGCUUGCUUCCCCAGCUUGCCACGCCUGGUGUUUGGAUUUCGACCGCUUGUGUUUGUGCUUCGCGCCAGGUGCUCAGACCCGAGCCUGGCACCAUGGAGAGGAGGAUCCAGCGGUGGUUGACUACAUCCAGAGUCAUUUCGAGGUGGUUGAAGAACAGGCCUUCGGCUGCUGGCGCUUGGGUGGUCGUUAUUGGGAGACGGAGCUGGAGGGCGAGGCCAUGGGAUGGAUGCAGAGUUAGCGCGUGGUCUUUGUGCCGUUCAUUGAAAUAGACCAUCACAUUUGGCGUGACCUGAAAAAAACCGAUGAUCUUGUUUCCAUCACAUCUUCAGGCCUAUGCCAGGUCCUUGAGAAUGGGCACCGAGUCGCAGGAGGAGACGUGCGAAGGUUGCUUGGAGGCGCAUCUGGAGGCCAUCCGCAGUCACUUGCGGCUGCUGCCGAAGCAUCUCGUUGGCGGCCUUUGUGCACCUCCUGGCUGUGAGCUGAAGGAGGUGCGACGCCGAGCCUUUCCCGCCUUCCUGGCGCACGCGCUGCGCUUCGACUUCCAGGUGCCGGUGCCGAAGCCGGAGGAGCUGCAGAUCAACGAGCUCUCGCAUUGGUCGCAGCUGAAGUUGGACUUCGUCAUCGCUGGCUUGGACAGUUGUGGCACCAAUACCCUGUUCAGAGGAUUGAAGCAGGUGGAAGAGGUCCAGUUCACCAUGGACGACGAGGACGAUUUCUUCUACAAACAUGACUCUCUUUUGCCCUACAAGGCGGAGGUUGAGGACUUCAACUUCCGUUGGUUGCGGGGUGGCAAAGCUCGGCUUCGGGGCUUACGGCAUCCGGGGCUCUACUACAGCCAUCGGGUGCGCCUGGCGAUGAGACAAAUCCCUGGGCUUAAGCUUGUCCUGGCCCUGUGCGAUCCACUGGGCAGGUUCGAGAAGCGGUUCUGGCUCUACCACCUUUGUGAGGUGAAUGCCCACCACCCGGACCCGGUGAUCCGCAUCUCCGGCUUUGGGGGUCGCUGCUUCACCAGCACCAAAGCUGCGCUGGAGGAGCCGUGGCUCUUGCGUCCGAUUGCCUUUGCCGCUCACCUGGCUCAGCUCGAGCGGCUCUUUGGGCCGGAGGAGAUGCGCGCCGUGCAUCAGGCUCAUUUUCGGGAGAGGUUCAAAGAGGUCUUUGAGCACUUGGCCCACUUUCUGGGUGUGAGGCCUACGGACUUUCAAGCACAUCGCUUAAAUCAUCAUGGGGGGCAUCGCACCGACCUGUGCCGGAACGCCUCGCUGGUGGUGGACCUUCAACGCAUGAUGAGCGCCGAGUACCAAACGGUGGAGGAUCUGCUGCAGAGCCACGGGGGCGGUUUCACUGCGCCCCAGGAGCUUCUGCGGCGGCGCACGCGCUGCGAUCGGCCCGAGGAGCUGGCUGAGGAGCCAAUGAUGGUUGUGCCAAAGGGCAGAUUGGUGGCGGUGUAGCAAAACGGAGAGCUUGGAGAUUGGAGCCGUCGACGUGAUGGUGGUCAUAUUAUAUGGUGGUAUCUCCGACAUUGGGGUAUCACUUGCAAGAGGAUGCCAAUACCCACCCGGGUGCCAAGGAUAAUUCUCCUUGACUAUCAAUGAAAAUAGAC